UGUCAUGCAUACGCAAGCGUAGAUACACACAAUCCUUUCUUAUAUACAUUUUUAAGUAACGAAUCUGUGAUGUUAGGCAUGCGAAACCAACCAAACCAACCCAGCAAACCCUCUGUGCGAUUUCCUUCAUCGCUUGUACCGUUGGAAAGCGAUGACAUUCCCAUAGCACACAUCAAAGGCUUUGAAGGUGUGUCUGAGCUCAAUGCUGAACUUAUGUGCGGAAAUGACGCAAAAGUGCUACCGGACGCAAGGGUAGGCCCUGCACUCAGAGCAGUAUUGAGUUGCAAACCAAGGGAUAUCAGGAAGGCUGCCGAAGAUCUUGCUCUGGAUUGUGUUGCUGGAUGUAACCUGUCGUCGCAUCUCCUUGUGAUUCUGAACUUCUUGCGAGAAGACGGCCGUAGAGUCCCACCACACACCCAAGCGGGUGAGGGCGAGUUUCCAGUUGACAAGGUAAAGCAGAUAGCUAAAAAUAGCACACCCACCGGGGAAAGGGCUAUAGAGUCACACUCAGCCUCGAGUGUGCAUACUACGGCUGAGAAACUGUUUGAUCAGUUCGCGCAGGAUGUCAUCUCGCGCGAUCUCGCCAUUCCGCUGGUGGACAGAUGGCUGCAGCAACGCAAGGGAACUAAGGAGAAGCACAACACGCGCACCGCUGCGUAUGCGCUGCUGGUGGCGCUCCUGGAGAUAGACUAUGCAUCUCACACGUCUCACUCGAUGGCCUCAACGGUCAAAGCACACCCCAGGAGUGCCAGCCUAUCCUUCAUGUGCAGUCUCACACGAACACUGCGUGCGGUGAAAACAGGUGGUGUUGCUGAAGAUGGCAGACUCUAUCUGGGGAUUCUGGAGAUCUUCAGGCGCUUCGCUGAAGCACGCAACGCCCACGCCCCGUUCACAAUCCAAGGUUGUGCAGCCGACCAGAGUUCCCCACACAUACCACGUACUGCGAAAGAAAGUUCGAUACAAACACCUCAGAAUAGAGAAUUUAAUCCGCGGCUAAGUAAUAGUCAGCAAGGGCCAUCCGUCAGUGUGGGCGUCUGCGAUUCCGGUGCUCGCACAAGUACUGCACGACAGUAUUACGGGGGAUACAUUCUCAGCGUGUGUGCAGAACAAGUGGUGUGCUGUGUGGUGCCUAGCGGUGGAAGUGAAGCACAUAGUACGCCCUGCACUUGCACCAAGCAUAGGCGUUCUGGCGACAGGGGCGUAUAUUGUGUUUCUCACAAGGGGGGCGAAGAUGGCAACGAAAUAGACUCGGAUUCCGAUCGGUACUGUGGUGUGACAGAGAGACCUGGGACGAAGUGUGAUAGCAAGUAUUCGAGCAAGUUCACGCAAGGUCAUGAAACUGAAAGGAGACGUGACAGGGACUCAACACACGGAAGGACAUGCAGAGAUGGCCAGAGCACACAACAGAGAACGCCAACACGGGCCAAUGGGAAGGCGGCGAAAGCUGCCUUAGCGGUGUGCCGUGCCGUAGCCGAUUUUGAACUCAAUAAGUACCUAUGCCUCCCCACCGCUUCGCUAUUCCUCGACGCGCUCAGUGACUGGGACUUCAAGCAUAUUCGUGUUCCUGAGAUGGCUGUAUCUGCAGCGCACCGCCGCUUGCCAUCCCAGCUGAUCAGAUUCCUGAUCAAAGACGCGGCUCGGUUACUAGGCGCACCUGCCGUACACAGCAAAAAGACUACCGAAACCAAUGGUGGCGAAUGUCUCAACCGUGCACAACUGGCCGGAGUGUUUAAAUGGAUAUGCAAUGUGGUGGACACGCACUUGCUGACUCCCCAUAGUGCCAAGGACGUUACGACAUUGUUGAAGGCUCCUCUCGCUGCGAUCGGCAAGCAAACUUGCCCGAUGGAGCUUUUCAGUAGUGCGUGGGAGUGUGGUUUGGCGCACGCCAUGCACGGCCCAACUGUUCUUCCCUCCUUUGUCGAUGAGAUUAUAGAUCCGGACGCUCCCUCAGUGCCAAUGGACGAUGCAACGAGUCUCGCGCUCUUCCUUAUUACCAAGGUGGUACCUAAAUUAGGCUACGAAGCCGCCGCCAGCAGCUCUAGUAUGUGUAAGUGCGACCUCACAUACUACGGAGAUGACAGCUGCACGAGUGACGCCUACGUUCAAGCAUUCAUUGUACGACUACUCGAGUUCUGCAUGGAAUAUCGUACGUGCGUAGAGAUGGAGCGUACUCGCAAACCCCGCACCAGUGAAAACACACACGGAGAAGCUUCCUCAUUUGCUCCGUCGACAACCGGGACACAGGUUGAAUGCCUAUGGCUGGCAUAUAUGUACCGUCGAGAACUUGCUUUUAUCUCUCGCGAGUGGACGCAUCGCUUAGCCGCGCACAUAGCUGGUGUGCUGCAGAAAGUUGACCCACUCACCCGUGUUACCUUUAUAGGCCGUAGAGAGGCACUGGUUACAGCGACAGCGCAAAAUGUACUGCUUGGGGCGGUUGAGCGCUGGUUGGUGUUCGGUGUAUGCGACUCGCGCAUACACUCGGGGGGGACACACUCGCAGCGAAUUGACCCAAGCACUCACACCCAUGCAGGUGCAGAAGAAGGCGGGGAUGAGGGGUGUACUGGUUCUGGGCUUGAGGUUGGGGGCCUUCCGAUGUGUGUGAUACGUGCGCUAAACGAACGGUGCGGAGACACCCUCGACAGAAUGGGGUGCGGUUUUGCAUGCGAGUGUGGCUGCGAACAUGCACGCGACUACAAAUGUAAACAUAAGUGCAGAAGUAUGACUCAGCACAGUGGCAAGGUUUCACUUGGUCGUGGAGAUGUAGCCGCGUACAGUAUGACUAGCGAUGCACAGUGUCUGGCGACAGAGUCUUCUGCGCCAAACACCUUGCUAGUUGAAUGCAGCAGUAGUAAGGAAGGGGAAUAUGGGGGUGAAGCUAUCGUUUGUAUGCGAAGUGUGCACCCAUUUGACCCGAAGUGGGUCGAGUGCCUUGUUCGAUACGCGGUUCAAAGCUGCUGUAUGAUUCGACACUAUUCAGAGGAGAACCACGAGGGCGGUCUUGAUAACAGGUCCAAUAAACCAGGGGACGAAUCAAAAUCCUCCGAAUCGAAAUCGAAUUGUUCUGAUUCGAAACUGGAAUGGCCCAACUCCCAGGAGCCUCUCUCUGGGCGCACAGCUGAAUGUACGGGCCACAGUCGUACGUGCGAUGUGUGUGAUUGCUCGCAUGCUAUAUGGGCGAAUUUCUUGUCUAUGCUGUUAAGAUCAUCGUCUCUAGAUUGCACUGUCACCACGCCCUAUACACAUAUCAAUACACACUCUGAACACGCACACACGAACGCGCUAUUAGAACUUAACCCGCUGCAGACAAUACUUGUGCGUGCCAUAAGCGACGGCAUAGCGUAUGGUGAGCACUUGAGUGACUCACCCGGGUGUGACCGAUUGAUCUCUGUUGUGGAAGGCGCUGACUACAACGACAACCGUUACACUGUUGUGUACUCCGAGCGCAUCCACAUCCAAGACACGCCCCCGGCAACGGCAGUAUCGGAACAUCCCACUGAAGCGGUCGCUGGCUUAGAUGGAAUGUUGUCAAAAGGUGCGUAUACGCAUACUGGAAAACGAGGGAAAGAAGUGCAUGCCGCGACUUCAGGAGACUCUCGUGGGUGUGUGAGGAAAGGGGUCAGUGGUGUGUCUGAUAUCGCCAGCGGACCCAAAGUGGUUGAGCUAUCAGCCGACGAAGACAGUGGAGAAGGAGUAUUGGAAUAUAGCGCAAUAACAGCACCCGCCAAACUAUCCCAAGGGCAAUCGUCGGGAUCAAACCUGACUGUGGGUGUGGAUGGCGUGAGGGGCUUGAGCAAAGCGCACACGCCGAUUGAAAGGUGGGGGUGGGACGGUACGGCUGUUUGGAAUGUCCUGCUGAGUGCUCGAGACGGGUGCGAGACAACUUGCACAUACGCGCGCGCAAGUACAAGCACCAACACAUGCCCUUUUACAUCAGCUAGCGUCAAAUGUAAGGCAACAGAAAAGAGUAUGCACACACCUACAAGGCAAGGCGCGAACUUGUGUACUUGCAAUACAGUCCGAGCGCACACAACGUCGGUGUACGGAGUGGUACUGAGGGCGGUGUGUCGGCAUGUUGUGGGUGCAUGGAAACAUAGUGUGGGCCCAGAGUCUUCCGAAACAGACGCAGUGGGAGGUAGUGGAGUCAAGCAGCCAGAUGAAGUGAAGCAUGAUUGGGCGAGAAACAUUGAGCGUAGCUUAGACCAGACUCACAGUACCGUGCGGAGACCGCCGGGAUGUGAGUCACGUGUACAAAUAUAUGGUGCAUCUGUGAGGCCAAGGUGGGCUGGGUGUAUUGCUCCGAGUGCACACACAGGGACACAGGUGGUCCCACAUGCGGGGUAUUUUGAAACUCUGCUGCACCGAAUUAUGAGCCUACGUCACUACUGGCCACAUCACUGUAGGUUGAAUGCGAAUGACUGUGCGUGCAACUGCGAGACACUCCAGGGGCCGGGAGUAAGCCCUACAGGCUUGUCUGUAUCUGACAGUAAAGGUUUGAGAAACGUUACCGGGAAGAGAGGCAGUAGGGCAUACGCUGGAUUAUUGCAAGCUGGUGAGGGGGUGUCGCUAUCUCCUAACGAAAUAGUUACGAUUCGUGAUGAGUCUCCUGAGUACGAAGUGCCUUUGGAUAUAUUUAUGGAAGAGGUGGUGCACCUAGCACAGGAAAAACCGGGCCACAAUGCACCCACCGUGAUGUUACGGGCUAUCGCGGCAAUUAUCUCCAGCCACCUCACAGGAGAUGAUCACAACACAUCAACCCUGAACCACUCAACAAAUGCGACGAGAGUCACGGCGGCGCAUCGAGUUCGCAUGGAUGCCAUUUGUACCACAGUGUUACGUACUCUACUACGGUACACGGGCCAGAGUCUCAGAGCGGCCGUAUCUACGGUCAAAACAGAGUAUACAGAAGAGGAUACCACUAAGACGAAUACGAACGGUGAAGCAUUCAAGAAGCCAUUGAGUCAACAAGCAAAAGAGGAGGCUCCUCAAAUGUUAGAGGAGCAUGGGUUGUUCACCCGGUUAUCCCCGCUGCUGCUACUGCGCUGCCUUCCCGUUUGCACGUUCCACGAGCGCGUAACGAAGAAGCCCUUCUCUUCGUGCGCGAAUGACCAAACAAGCCUUACACACCCACCUGAGUCAAUCCAAGGAGAUAGCCCAUGUGAUUCGGUACCAGCCACACAUGCUGAGCGAUCAGGGAGUUUGGCGGGCGCACGGGACAGCACCGAGCGCUCUGUUAGCGAUACGAUGCGCGAUCUCAUGAUGCAAUACAUUGAGAAUGCGUCAGAAUACAUUGAGACGCGCAAGGUGGCCGCUGAGCUGCUAUCGCGCCUGUGCCCAGAGCGAGGCGUAUGCGAGAGCCUGGAGACCGUUGCCAAGCUGAUAGGCGAGUACGAGGGGACCGUUGCUACUCUGUUGGGAAGCAGAGCAGAGUCGCACGUGCAAGUAGAGAAGGAUACCUCCACAUCUACAACUGGGGUGCCAGACACUCAAGCACUGGGCGGAGCGAACGCACGAGCUCGGUCACGACGUCUGUACGAUGGACUGGUGACCUCUAAAUUGCUGAUAUACACCUGCAAUUUGGCGAUAGUCCGGAUUUUGAAAUCUGGUGCGAGGUCCGAUCCUGAUCCGAAACCUCACGAGAGCAGCAGCCCGAGUCACUUGCAUGACGCGUCUAUCUGUCAUCACAGCACCAACAGCCGGUAUCUGCCUUUUGCUAUAUUUCACGCUGCUGCGAAGGUGUUCUCUGCUGCGAGUCCUUGCUCAGAGUGUCUACCAGUUGAGUCUAUCAGGGGCACGAGUAUACAGAAUGAGCGGCUGCGGCUAUAUGUAGAUCGAGAGUACGGGGACGGAUCUGCGAAAGAAACGGCCGACGCCCUGCGAAAACUUAAGUUGGGUGUAUCCGACCUGUUGGGAAUCAGCAUACUUGCGCUGUCCGAGACCGAGGUGGUACACGAACACAUAGCCCCAACCCUAUCAACAAAGCUACGCUUGCCCUCGGGUAUUUCAGCCGAAUCGCAAACUCAGGAGAACCCAUUAAGCAAAGUGAACACAACGCCAGAACCAUUACUUGGUACACGCAAGACUUCCAAUCCAUCGGUGGAGCCACACACAGAUUGCUCUGCUUCUAGGAACAGUCUCUGCGAAUCUGCAGAUAUGGUCCAGUGGGUAAUCGCAGCCGUAGCAACUCCCGCCGCACGCGUAAGUAAACGCCACAAUUUCACCAGCGGAGAAGAUAUUUGCUGGGACCGACGGCGCGGCAAGUUCGAUGAGGAAGACAGAAGCCGACAGUCAGGCCUAGAUGGUGACAUGAGCAAGCAUGCGGACAGUGGUGGGGAUAUGGACACGUGUGCACCGUGGCUGAUCUUCGCGCUGGGGUGUGCGCUGCGUUUGGCAGUAGACAAAGGGUUGUUCGAGCACGCCAGCACCCGCCAGCAUACGUUUGAGAGGGUGUGGGCAGAGGCGAAGCCCUUCCUACUCAGCACCAUCUCCGGUUCUCCGGUCUCGAGUUCAGGUGACGCUUUGCAAUACAUGCAUGCCGAUGUGGGUGACGCUCCAGCUCGCUCGGAUCCGCAGAGCACCGUGUUGCACACUAUAACGGCACAGUCUGUGCUGAAAUCGGUAGCCGAGACGCACUACCGCGAAAUGACCGACGUAGCACGGGCCAGGCAUCACCGGACGGGUUACCUACAAGUCCCUGAUAUGUGGGAUAUUCUCCGAAUCUGCAUCCAUGUCUUGCAUGCACCUCCGCACACCAAGCGGAGCGCAACAGCUAUGUCCUCAGCACACACCGACCUGCAAAAUAACGCAAUACAACGUAGUCAAUCAGUUAUCAUGGCUACGCGCCAGGAGCGGGAGCGUUUGCAGGGGGUGGCGGCCACACACUGGGAUAUUCUCAGCGUGACGAUACCUGUACUGCGGUCGCUUUCGGUGGCGAGAACCCGCCGACAGUUUAACGCGUCAUCCCCACCACUGGAAGCGCUGCGAGGAUACCUGGAGAGACUGAUUGGUGUGGAACCGGAGCCUCGUGUAUGUGCAGAUGCACGUAUACGAUGUAACAGCCUGUGGCACACAAAAGGUGGUCCGAGCUACACUGGCAAUAAGGAAGAAGACGAUGCCAUGAAUGGCUCAGAGAAUGCAGCCAAAUUGCUUGAAGUGGAUGCAGAUAAAGUGGUAAUGGAGACUACGAGACGACGACUUGUUCUGUACGAGUGGAUAGAUAGUGUGUCGGUAGUACCGUCGGAGAUGCUGCGCUCGUGCGAGCAGUUAGGCGGCGGGUGGGGUGAGUUGUAUGUGGUGAGACCUUCCCUGGUGUUUGCAGCUAUGAUGAAUCUUAAGGCACUGCAUGGCAUAUUGUAGCAGCGCGCAUUAUACUGAUCACUGUGUAUUGUAUACACAUUGGUCGGCGCAAUUAUAGCGCAGCGACAGAUUGACACAUUGAAAGAGCCAAUCUUCCAUAGACAAUCACCACUUUGUGACAUGUAGGUACGACCUACGAGGUCAUGUAGUUGUUCUCGCCAGCACAAGUAUCAAAUGGUGCAAGGCGGAAAGCGCAAGGAAAUGGGAUAUACAGCUUGUCAAUCUGUCUUGUGCGAGUAUUUGUUCAUCAAAGAAUAAUGUUAAAAUUAAAUUUCAGCACGAGAGUGAAAGUGCUCGCACAGAAUGUGCUAGCAUUCCAAUAAUUGCAUUAUGAUGGAUAACAACGAAUGAUAGGAUUUCUUUCUAAGGGUUCUGUUUAUCGUAUUGUAUUUGUAUCUAGAUCUCGUUUUGCU
Messenger RNA from Sphaeroforma arctica JP610, 7766 nucleotides. RefSeq lists its product as hypothetical. The coding region runs from base 70 to 7353 and encodes 2427 amino acids. The record is from RefSeq and is a predicted model, not a curated record. NCBI's taxonomy places the organism in Eukaryota, Ichthyosporea, Ichthyophonida. The transcript is spliced from 7 exons.